AUGAACCUACGAGAUCAUUUUCUUAGCGUACAACAUCAAAGUGUGUUACUUCAAUAUCUUAGUAAAAGUACUCAACAUCAGAUAUAUGAUGAAUCAAGAGCAUCUUCUCGUACAACAAUAACUACUGAUAGAGAAACUGAUGAGACUUUCAAUCGAAAUCUUCAAGAAUUAUUGGAAACAACGAAUAUGCUAUUGGAUAGUGUUGGUACUUUAAACGAUGAUACUCAACGAAUCAGUUCAGAAUCAUUUCGGCAUCAAAUUUCGCUUCAAUCUUUAUCUGAGGAGUUAUCCAAAUUAAAAGUUGCUGUUGAAGAAACACAUUCUUCAAUGAAUAUUCAUCAAGUCAAUCAGCAAACACUUGAACAAAAUCUUGUCUCAAUCCAACAGCAACUUGAAGAUCAAAAGAAUAUUUCCACUGAUGGAAAACUUAUGUGGAAAAUUACAAAUGUUCAACAAAAAAUAGCUGAUGCUCAGAGCGAACGUCAAAUAUCUAUUUAUUCUCCUGUAUUCUAUUCAUCCCCGAACGGUUAUAAAAUGCGACUUCGUCUUUAUUUGGUCGGUGAUGGUAAUGCUAGACGUACGCAUAUGUCACUGUUCUUCGUACUUAUGCGUGGAGAGUAUGAUGCUAUUCUUGAAUUUCCAUUCAGUUACAAGGUUAUCUUUUGUCUAAUCGAUCAAACACCUCAACAACGACAUAUUACAGAUUCAUUUCGACCUGAUGUGAAAUCAAAUAGCUUUCAAAGGCCUCGAUCAGAUAUGAAUAUAGCUUCUGGUAUACCGAAAUUUGUGCCACUGACAAUCAUUCAACAAGAUAACAGUUCCUAUGUUCGUGAUGAUACAAUGUUUAUCAAGGCUAUAACGAUUACUGUGGAAAAUGAAAGUGAUCAUGAAGACGAAGAUGAAGAUGAAGAUGAAGACGAAGACGAAGAUGAAGACGACGAUGAUGAUGAUGAUAGUGAUGAUGAUGAUGAUGAUAAUGAUUCGGAUAUUGAAGAAGAAGAACUUAUUGAAAAUGGUAAUGUCAAUGAAGAUCUUCGACAAGCUGUUGAAAAAGCACUUGGUAAUGCAGCAGCAAAAGAAGAUCAAGAAGAUGAUGUGGAUAUGGAUGAUGAAGCUAUGCUUCGUUUAGAUCCACUUAUUGCUGAAGCAUUUCGAUCACAAAUUAAAAAAUCAUCAAAUAUUAAAAUAAUUAAUGAAAAACUUCAUCAUCAAUUUCGUGUACUUGAUCUUAUUGAAUCAGUUAUUAAAAAAGAUAAACGUAUGCGUUUUGUUUUAAUAAGUAUACGUCCAUUGAUUGAAACAUUAACAAGUUUGCCAAAUACAUCUGCUUAUAAAACAAUGAUUGAACGACUUGAUUCAAUUUUAUGUCAUUUAUCAAAUCGAAAAAUUGGUCAUUCGGAUAUGCCAACAACUGAUGAAUGUAUAGAAUUAUUUCGUUAUUUAACAUCAUUGGCUGGUAGUCGAACAAAAUUGACUACUGAAACACUAUCAAAAGUAUCAAUGUUUGUCAUUAAAUUAUGUUUACAUGUGGGUAAACUAGAAGAUAGAUUAAUCGGCGUAGAAGAAACAAUUUUAACUAUGUAUGAAGGUGGAUUUCUUCGUUUUCUUCAACCUAAUCCACCAAAAGAGAAAUCCGAGAAAAAAAAGAAAAAACAAAAAGACGAUGAUGACGAUGUUGAUGAACUAGUAGUUCAUCAAUCUGUUGUUCAUCCAAGUAUUAUUAAGGAAUUUCUUUUACGUUUUCCUGAAUAUGGUACACGUCUUAUGUUAUUAAUGGUACAAACAGCUUUGAAAGAAAGUAUUAAUUGGAAAAAACGAAAUAUUGUCUGUGGUACAUUGAACAAUUUUCUUAAUAAAAAACAAUCGGACAAUAUGGAUGAAAAAUUAUUAAAAGCAACUAUUGAUCUUCUUGUUACGAUGUGCAAUGAUCCAAAAUCAGCAAAAAUGGAAUCAUUACAUGUUAUAACAAUAUUAACACAAAAAUUAUUACUUAUUCGAGUAAGUUUAUAUUAG
Messenger RNA from Rotaria sp. Silwood2, 2013 nucleotides. The record is from the annotation of a GenBank genome assembly. NCBI's taxonomy places the organism in Eukaryota, Metazoa, Rotifera, Eurotatoria, Philodinida, Philodinidae.